AUGGUCGCCGCACUGACAGACUCCAAGGCCAAGGUUUCUUUGAAGGAGAAGUCCUCCAGUUCGGUCGCCCCCCCGGAGGGCGCGGGCCGCGAGGUGAUUACUCUGCCCGACAGCGACCUCAGCGCUGAAUCUCCCGCCGUUCGCCCAGCCCCUGAGGAAGGCCAGGCUAGUGGGUCUAAAAAGCGGAAGGUCGCGGAACCUGCUUGUCCUACGCGUGCGAGCUCCAAGCCGAGAACUGAGGAGAAGCUCGCUGAGCCCCCUACGCCAAAGAGCUCUCUGCCCGCAGGUCCGCGUUCUGCUGACCCGAAGUCAGCUCCGAGGCGCGAACUCCCGGCUCCUCCAAAAUCCUUGGCUGACAUGAUGCGGAGCUUUAGCCGGCCUGGAGCUCGAGUCCCUGCUUUCGAAGACAUGUCCGUGAACAACUGGGAGGACUACUUCCGUUUCGCCGAGAAGGUCGGCGAGAUGCUAUUUGAGUUUAACAGCUCGGUGGCUCAUUACGAAGAGCAACUCUUCGCCAGCCCCUCAGCCACCGAAAUAGGUGCUUUACAAGCUCGGGUCUCCGACCUAGAGAAAGAGGUAAAGAAGUACAGAUCCCUGGAGGCUUCCAACCGAGCUGAGGUCGAGAAAGCGGCCAAAUUCAACAAGAAAUUCAGAACCGUCGAGCUUGACCUGCAGAUUGCCGAAACCUCCUUAGAGACUUGCCAAGACAAGCUAAAGUUGGCUGGGGAGCUGUACUUGCAGGCGACUACCGCCGAAACGGAGGCAGAGAAGGAGCUCCAGGAAAUCAAACUAAGAAAUCAACUCCUGGAGGCGGGGAACCUUUCUGAGAUGGAGAGGGUACGGAGAGAAGAGCGGAGGAAAACGCGAGCCGAGCUCCGGGAUACGAUUGACAAAAUCGGGUCCCACCUCGAGGUGCAUGACCGCCUACUCCCCCAUGCAAUCCGAGCUGCCGAGAUCACCGCCAACCGAAUGCUGGUGGAAGAGAUCGAGAAAGGCGAGAUUGCCGAUCUGAAGGAGGAGCUCGAAACCCUAACGGCUGACGAGGAGGCAGCUCGCCUCGAGGCUGAAAAGGUAAAGGACUUAACGUUUGAUCCCGAACUCGGGCCUGAUCCCGUUCCUGCCUCCCUUAUGAUUGAGGAGCCCCCUUCUGACCCCCCUGUUGUACCGAACCAGGAACUAUAG
Molecule: messenger RNA, 1182 nt
Organism: Capsella rubella
Lineage: Eukaryota; Viridiplantae; Streptophyta; Magnoliopsida; Brassicales; Brassicaceae
Exons: 3
Coding region: 1-1182 (393 amino acids)
Source: RefSeq, a predicted model, not a curated record